AUGAGUCGUCCUGACAAUGCGCAGAACGAGGCCAACGACAAUCCUGAGCCCAUCCACCUCGAUGCCGACGAGAAACCCACGACAGGAGGCGCUCAGGACGCCGAGAAGCAGGCCGCGUCCAACGAGAAUGCACACAACGACAAUUCACAUGCCGAACGCGCUCGGGAGAAGGAGGAGGCUCUAGAGAGGGAAGAGACACAGCAGAAGAAGGACGAUCCCAAGCCCGAAGGCGCCAGCGACGACCAACCCGCUGGCGGCUACGAUGACACGCCCAUCCCCAAAGCUCCGCCAGGCUGGACCGUCAAGAUCACCUUCCACCGCGCGACCAAUCUCCCAAUGGCCGAUAUCAACUCCAUGUCCUCCGACCCCUACGUGCUAGCCCAGAUCAACACCGACUUGCCUAAGCGUCACAAGGAAGACCCUCUUCUGCGCAUGCGCACUCCCACCAUCCGUCGCAACACCGAUCCCGAGUGGAACUUUGAAUGGAUUGUCGCCAACAUUCCCUCGUCGGGCUUCAAGCUCAAGGCUCGUGUCUACGAUGAGGACCCCACCGACCACGAUGACCGCUUGGGAAAUGUCCACAUCUCCAUCCACGAGCUUCACGAGGGCUGGCAGGGUAUUCAAGAGCAGCCAUACAAAAUCAUGAAGCGCUCAGGCAGCAAGCGAGCCUAUGCAAUUCGCGCUGUGGCUGCCUGCAUGAGCAAGGCCAAGCACAUGAACGGCAACCUCUAUGUAAGUGUCGAACUCGUCGGUCGCACAGACAUCGACAAUGGUGGACACGUCUUCACCGUCGGUCCACAAUGGUGGAUUAGGCAUCAAGCUCCCAUGCUUGGUCGUAUCGCUGGUCGCAAAGAGCCCAACGAAGAAGGCAAUGCUCAGUCCGAGAAGGAAAAGGCAAAGACAGAACGCUACAACUUCCAGGCCAACCAGAUUCAAUUCCGUGGCCCUGUGCCAGACGGGCUCUACCAUCGCUAUGUUGAGUUCCGUCCUUUCGUCAAGCAGAUGUUCACUUCGACUGGUGUGCGAGGAUGGGUCUUGUCAAAAGCCCUGCAUCACCAACACGCAAGAGUAUACAACUUUGACCGCACUACCAAAUGGGGCCAUUUCCCUCAAGGUCCCUGCAAGGAGAUGACCCAGGCCUUCCUCGACUUGGUACAUUACGAUGAGGGUGGCCGUAUCUUCACCUACGUCUUGAGUCUCGACUCGCUCUUCCGUUUCACAGAGACAGGCAAGGAAUUCGGUAUCGACAUGUUGAGCAAGCAUACCAUGCACAGCGACGUGAGCAUCUAUAUUGCCUUUUCCGGCGAGUUCUUCAUUCGACGUCUGAAGUACAAGAACAAGCCUCCACCGCCAGACCCAGCCGACACUGGUAGUGGUGCCAGCAGCGACAACGGCGACCUACACAACGAUGGUACAAACGAGUCACACCCUCCUCACGACCUCAACAACGGCCCUCCCAACGAGGAACCCCCGAAGGAUCCCGCACACUAUCAACUCGUCAUUGACAACGACAGUGGUACCUACCGUCCCAACGCCAAGAUGCUACCCCUGCUCAAAAAGUUCCUCGCUGCCAACUUGCCAGGCCUCCACAUCCAGACCCUCGACUGCCAAAAGGACGAGAAGAAGAUGAACCGCAUGAAGCAAGCUCAACGCGACCGCAAGAAGAAGGAAGGCGAUCACAUUGUCUGCGCUCAAGCCGGCAGCGAUGCUAGCAGCAUCAGCAGUUCAGACGAAGAGCAAUUGGAUGCUCUUGAACAAAGUGCUGUCGACCAAGAAGACCAAAACGAGCGUGGGCUUGCAUAUCAACUCAAGCAGGAUGCUGGAUUAAGGGGUAAAGCCAAGUUUGAGCAUCUGAAGCGCAACAUUCCUGGUCCUGGAAGUAAUAGACCGUUGGCUGGUGAGGAGGAGUAG
This is a messenger RNA of Aureobasidium melanogenum CBS 110374, 1911 nucleotides long. RefSeq lists its product as uncharacterized. NCBI's taxonomy places the organism in Eukaryota, Fungi, Ascomycota, Dothideomycetes, Dothideales, Saccotheciaceae. Gene Ontology annotation, biological process: positive regulation of gene expression. The record is from RefSeq and is a predicted model, not a curated record. Bases 1 to 1911 code for a protein of 636 amino acids. The transcript has a single exon.